AUGACGAGACGAACUCCCAUGCCAAGCCCUUACGCUUCCGUUCUGUCGCUGCGUCAACAACCUCCGACACCGGGCCAGCCUCCCAUUCAGAGCACAACAUCACCAGCGACGAGCUUCAAGUCAAAGAACUUUAUUCUCUCUGACAUGGACGGCCGUAACUCCCCAGACAACCACGUCUGCGGGCACUGCAUGUCCAAGCUCACACCCUACGAACUCAACCAGAUGAACCCGACCCUUAGCGAGGGCCAGGUCUGCCGCCUUUGCCAAGUCGAGCAAUGCCGACCCGAGGCGUUUACGAAGCCGUUUUGCGAUUUUUUGCAGGAGAACCCUACCGUUUUCCAUACCGUUGAUUAUUUUAAGCGCAAGCUGAGCGACAGCAGGUUUGAGGAGCUCGACGCCCGAGAAUCAUGGAACGGCAAAGUCCGCCCAGGCGGCAAGUACUGGGUGACUCGCAACGGCAGCACCAUCAUCGCCUUCACCGUCGGCCACGCCUACAAGCCCGGCAACGGCGUGGGCAUGAUUGGCGGCCACAUCGACGCCCUCACCGCGCGCCUCAAGCCCAUAAGCAACCGUCCCAGCAAGGCAGGCUACGUCCAGCUAGGCGUGGCCCAAUACGCCGGCGGCCUGAACCAUACCUGGUGGGAUCGCGAUCUCAGCAUCGGCGGCCGCGUCGUGGUGCGCGACCCUGAAACCGGCAAGACGGCCACCAAGCUCGUCAAGCUGGACUGGCCCAUUGCCAAGAUACCCACGCUCGCGCCUCACUUUGGCGUAGGCAUGUUUGGCAGCAACAACAAGGAGACACAGGCCGUUCCCGUAAUCGGCCUGCAGAGCUCGUCGCCGCAUUCCGAACAAGAUGCCGAACCGCUUGGACAUGAAGGCGCCUUUGUGAACACCCAGCCCCGGAAACUCGUCCAGCUCAUUGCCAAGCAACUCGGCAUCACGUCCUACACCUCCAUUCUCAACUGGGAACUCGAGCUCUACGACAGCCAGCCCGCGCAGACCAUGGGCAUGGACAGGGAGUUCAUCACCGCCGGCCGCAUCGACGAUAAGCUCUGCUCCUGGUCCGCCCUGAUGGGUCUCCUUGCCGCGGACACCAAGUCCUCAGACAGCUACAUCAAGCUCGUCGCCCUGUUUGACGACGAAGAAAUCGGCUCGCUCCUCCGUCAAGGCGCCCGCAGCAACUUCCUCCCCAUCGUCAUUGAACGAACCGUCGAAGCCCUCAACCCCGAUACCUACGGCCCCGGCCUCCUCGGCCAAACAUACGCCAAGUCGUUCCUCUUGUCGGCGGACGUGACACACGCCGGCAACCCCAACUUCCUGGAGACGUAUCUAGACCAACACGUGCCCCAGCUAAACGUAGGUAUUGCCAUUGCCGGCGAUUCCAACGGUCACAUGACCACUGAUGCCGUGUCGACGGCUAUCCUACGACGAGUAGGCGAAAUUAUUGGUGCCAAGACGCAAGAUUUCCAGAUUCGCAACGACUCGAGGAGCGGCGGCACCAUUGGGCCUAGCUUGUCUAGUGCCAUGGGCUGUAGGGCUGCGGAUGCGGGCUUGGCGCAGUUGAGCAUGCAUUCCGUCAGAGCGACGACUGGCGCCUUGGAUCCGGGCCUGGGUGUCAAGUUUUUCAAGGGGUUUUUGGAUCUGUGGGAGCAGAUUGAUGAGGAGUGGUCUUGA
Molecule: messenger RNA, 1674 nt
Organism: Pochonia chlamydosporia 170
Lineage: Eukaryota; Fungi; Ascomycota; Sordariomycetes; Hypocreales; Clavicipitaceae
Product: aspartyl aminopeptidase
Exons: 2
Coding region: 1-1674 (557 amino acids)
Biological process (GO): proteolysis
Cellular component (GO): fungal-type vacuole
Molecular function (GO): zinc ion binding; metalloaminopeptidase activity
Source: RefSeq, a predicted model, not a curated record